Messenger RNA from Cryphonectria parasitica EP155, 1464 nucleotides. RefSeq lists its product as uncharacterized. Lineage: Eukaryota; Fungi; Ascomycota; Sordariomycetes; Diaporthales; Cryphonectriaceae. Gene Ontology annotation, cellular component: nucleus; cytoplasm. Bases 1 to 1464 code for a protein of 487 amino acids. The transcript is spliced from 4 exons. Gene Ontology annotation, molecular function: mRNA binding. The record is from RefSeq and is a predicted model, not a curated record.
AUGACAGCCUCUGAACAUGAGAUGCCCAAAGAUGUGGUCCCACCAGGGAGCCGGACGGGCAUCUAUUAUAUUCCAAUAUCGAAUCUCCCGUUCAACACAUCGUGGCAGCAGAUCAAAGACUACGUCCGACAGGUCUGCGAGGUAGACCACGUGGAACUCUUUCAGAGAAGCACGUCAGGCUGGGUGAGGGUCAAGGGUCGUAAGAACUUUGAGGCGGCAUUCGGACUUCUGAACGGAAACGAAUUCAACGGCAGAGCAAUCAUUGCGGAGGGCAAGAAUGCAGACAACCCAAUCCUGGUGCGAGACCUCAUGGCCUGCAAAUCAAAGGCGGCGUCAAGCAACCGGUCCCUCAGUGGCGGCACUGCACCAUCUGCCGUGUUUACAACCCCUGAACAAUCGUCAUAUGUUGCAGACGGCUCAGUCUAUCACCCAAACCCGUCGCUACUUGCCUCACCUGUGUCUCCUACGAGCUCGUCGUUCAACAAGAGUGGGGAUGGACGCACUACGUCAAUGCCAUCCUCAAGCCUGAUGACCAGCCCCGAUCCUUCGUAUGCUCAAGCUAUCACGACUACGUACGAUCAGUUCUCGGCAGGUUUCUCGUACUCUCCUCCGAUGUCGUUGCAUAGCUUCGGUGCGGACCCAAGCUCUUCUCUUGGCGCCCCAGCGUCUUUCCUGACCUAUGCGGCCUCCCUGGAUGUCACUCAACAAUACGACCCAGCCACUUCGUACCCGGCACAGACACCAUACAGCCGGUAUUAUCCCCAAGCAAUGACAUCGCUGAACAGCCAGAUGGCAGCCGUGGCUUUUGUGGACGAAAGUCCAACAGGGGCCGGUAUCUACACGGAACAGCGUGGCAUUCAGAUCCGUAACAUCUCCAACCGUGCCUCGGACAGCCAAAUCCGCAGGAUGGUUCGGGACUGGACUGGGCCUGAGGCCAACCUCAUCAGCGAGAUUUGCAUACCUUCUGCCAAGGAGGGCAAAACGCGCGGGCUGGCCUUUGUCCGUUUCCAUACUGCCGACCUAGCUAAGCGCAUGGAGACGUCCCUCGAUGGGGUCGAGUUCAGGGGUCGAAAGCUGCAGGUGCGCUUGAUGAAAGAGGGUGAGGUGAUCUACGGAAGUGGCGAGCACUGUUCUCCUGCUGCGGGCUCGCCAAAGCCGCCCCGCAAAAGCAGACAGCCUCAUCAGCACCAGCACCACCACCAACCGAAAACAGAUGACAAGAGACGGGACGAGCGCAAGGAAAGGAUCAAACCCGACAGGACCAGCACCAGCAGCUCCAAGACCUCGCCACCCUCCCCCAGCAGCAGCGGCGACAUGCCACUGGUCGUGGGUGGUGGUGGGAACGGCAUUCCUGUUCAAUCAGCGGCGUCCACGUCUGCACACUGCUCCUCUAAAGGCAAGGGCAGACGGGGCAAGGAAACAUCGGUCGUUGUCGCAGAUGGAAGCUCCGACCGCAAGUCCUGA